Messenger RNA from Varanus komodoensis (Komodo dragon), 1095 nucleotides. It is a transcript of the gene TIMM22, whose product is annotated as translocase of inner mitochondrial membrane 22. Gene Ontology annotation, biological process: protein insertion into mitochondrial inner membrane. Gene Ontology annotation, cellular component: TIM22 mitochondrial import inner membrane insertion complex. Gene Ontology annotation, molecular function: transmembrane protein transporter activity. Bases 102 to 701 code for a protein of 199 amino acids. The record is from RefSeq and is a predicted model, not a curated record. Lineage: Eukaryota; Metazoa; Chordata; Lepidosauria; Squamata; Varanidae. The transcript is spliced from 4 exons.
AUCUGCGGUAGAAGACCCAUCUGGCGAUAGGGACGCUACGCGGAGGGCAUGACGGGAGCUGUAGUCUGCGCUUCCUGAGGGAGCCGGAGACGAGGAAAAUCAUGGCUGCGGCUUCUCCCGCGGGCCUGAAUAGGCCCGACGAAGCAGAGUCAAAUGCCGGGCCGGCGCCGACGCUUCAGUACAGCCUCCUGCUGGAGCACCUGGUGGGCGACAAGCGCGGGCCGAGGCAGCCGCAGGCCUUCGACCCGGCCGUCCUUGGAGGCUUCCCGACGCCGGCCAAGAGCCCCGAGCAGAAGAUGGUCGAGCGGGCCAUGGAGAGCUGCGGCUUCAAGGCGGUCCUGGCCUGCGUCGGCGGGUUUGUACUAGGCGGUGCCUUCGGCGUGUUCACAGCCGGCAUCGACACCAACGUCGGCUUCGACCCCAAGGAUCCGUACCGCACGCCGACCGCCAGAGAGGUCCUGAAAGACAUGGGCCAAAGAGGGAUCUCCUACGCCAAAAACUUUGCCAUCGUGGGUGCCAUGUUUUCCUGCACUGAGUGCCUGGUGGAAUCCUACCGAGGCAAAUCCGACUGGAAAAACAGCGUUAUGAGCGGGUGCAUUACUGGAGGAGCCAUUGGCUUCAGAGCUGGCCUAAAAGCGGGGGUGCUUGGAUGCGGGGGCUUUGCUGCCUUCUCUGCAGUCAUAGACUAUUACUUACGAUAGCAGCCAGAGUCCGUGAAGAAGGGCUUCCUCACAUCAGCGCUGCAGUGGACACAGUUAGCUGUCCUUUUCUUGGACUGCCAACCACUGGGGAAAGAGGCAGUGAGUUGCGAGCAGCGCCCCGAAGACGACGGCUGGCCAGCCGACCCAUGGGCAGAGCCAGUGAGCAACCUAAGCCAAAUGCUGACGGAGAGAGAACACUGGAGCACCUGAGCUCUCGACUCCUGCCGUUUGGUGCAGCUGCGUCUGGUGACGACGUUACGUGAGCACUUUUGCACUCUUUUGUAGUAGCUUUGCCACUACAUUUCUGAUGCAGGAGAAAUGGAAACGUAACUUAUUCCUGACACUGUAAAGGGUUUUGAUACUAAUAAAACAGGAACAAUCCUCCAAAGGAGCA